UCUGUCUUGAGCCGAAAGUUCUGAACCAUUCUUCCCUCCGGCAAGGGCCACGCUGCUCGUCUAUCUACCCCCCCUCUCUCUCUCUGUGUGUGUGUGUGUGUCUCUCGGCGACUUUUAACAUACACAACUUUGAUAUUUUCACGUGCAAUUAGAUUUGUGUUGCGCGGAAACGAUUGAAAUUGAGAACGAAAUUUGGCGUCGAGCCUUCGACAACGCCAUCACGUCUUUUGGCUCAGUGUGUGACUAGUGUGUGUGUGUGUGUGUGAGUGAGUGUGUGGAGCCGACCCUGACAGAAAGAAAGAAAAAAAAAUACACACAUCAACAGUUUGGUGGAGGGUUUGAAAAACCGUGUGUGUUAAAUAAAGAGUGCCACAAGAUUUUUGGGUAACGAUGGACUACCACUUGUUUGAUUCAUUUGAUUGUGCGAUUGCCUCACUUGUGUGUGUGAACAUUUUGUGAACUCAAAAGUUGGACAAGGAUUUUUCAGUCCUUUUGGCGCGCUGUGUUGUGUGUUGGUCGGCGCCAUCUUGGUGCGGCCCUAAACCCACCUGCCUUCCAUCCUCUCUCGAUAGUCUUUUUUUUUUUUUGUUUUUUUUUAAAGAUUUUCUUUCCCAUUUAUCUUUUCUUAAAUUAUUCGACGUAGUGCCUGACUCGACCAUUCCAUUGGACAUUUAUCUUUUUUUCCCUACUGCAAUUUAUCAUCAAUUGAAUCGUGUGCUGAUCCACCUGUUUGAUCGACUCAGCCAAGUGUUUUGUGUGUGACGACUAGUAACAUCGAACAAAGUUUGAAAACUCAAAGAAUGGCCGACAUGAGUCCGAUGGCAGAAGAUUUGGACACGAACCACAACGACAACAAUCACAGUCCAGCUGGAUCGGCUGGUUCUGUCGGCUCUGGCGGCUCGACCGGUGCGGGCAUCCCGAUGCUGGUCGUUCACAAACGCGAAAUGGUGCAGAUCCUGGAAGACCACCACCACCAGCAAGAACAAAACAACCAUCACGGCGGCCAACAUGGCCAACAUGGUGGAAUGGAAGCCGACGACGAUGGCCAGCCGAUCGACGACCAAGACACGGACGGCGACGCUUUGUCACCUCAGAAAAGGCCGCUCAACAACAACAACAACGACGUGGCCACAGUCUUCCUCAUCGACACGUCAGAAGUGGGGCCCGGUCACGAUGACGCCGAUCAAGCCGUCGAAGUAGACGAGCCGCCCUAUUUCCCGCCGCCGUUCCCGCCUCAGCAGCAAGUCGGCGUCGAGUUCCACCCAUCGUCCGGCUCUGUCCAGUUGGGCAAUUCGUCCGGCAACAACGACCCGUACUCUCUCAACGUCCAUCAGAGCCACUAUUCAACCCACAGCCAAAUCCAGCGCACGCACGAAGUCCUACGACGUGCCGAACAUGAAGCCCUCGAUUGCGUUUUUGUGUCGCAGACGGGCAACGUUCACUUUUCGUACGACCCAUCGGGAGGACGCGGAGGCAACGGAGGUCGAGGCGAGAGUACCCAGUACAAUGUUGUCCGACGGCCCGAUGUUCUCGUCCAGGCCAGUCAUCACGUGCUCGACUCUGGCGAGACGAUCGUCAUUCCAGGCAAUCUCGCCUCCACGCCGCUUUCAUCUCACCACAAUAUCGACGACGGACAGACUCCCAGCGUCGAGAGCGAUUCCAAUUUCAUAUCCACCGACCAGAUGUCCAUCGUCAAAAAGGAAUUUGAUGUGUUGCUGUCUGGCCCAGUUUCUCCAACGGACGUGUUCUGCUCGGUGCCCGGCCGCCUGUCUCUCCUGUCGUCCACAUCCAAGUACAAGGUGACGGUCGGCGAAGUCCAGCGACGCCUCUCGCCGCCCGAAUGCCUCAACGCCUCCCUCCUCGGCGGAGUCCUUCGCAGAGCCAAAUCGAAGAACGGAGGACGCGAGCUGCGCGAGAGUUUGGAGCGGAUAGGACUGAGUCUGCCGGCGGGGCGUCGGAAGGCGGCCAACAUCACGCUGCUCAGCUCCUUAGUCGAAGGCGAGGCGAUUCACCUGGCGCGCGACUUUGGCUACGUCUGCGAGACCGAGUUCCCUUCACGGCAAGUGGCCGAAUACCUCUGCCGCCAACACACGGACCCUAGUGACCAGUACCGACGAAAAGAACUCAUUCUAUCAACCAAACAAAUCACCAAAGAGCUGAUGGACUUGCUCAACCAGGACAGAUCUCCGCUAUGCAACACGCGGCCGCAGAUUAUCCUGGAGCCGAACAUUCAACGUCAUUUGACGCAUUUCUCGCUCAUCACUCAUGGAUUCGGCAGCCCGGCCAUUGUUGCCGCCCUCACCGCCAUUCAGAACUUCCUGAACGAGUCUCUGAAGUAUUUGGACAAGAUGUACCCGACGUCGGUGACAUCAAUGUCCGACGGGAAGUCCAAAGACAUGGACAAGCAGAAGUAAUACGGCAGCAGCAGCAGCACCGGCGGCGGCAUUGGUGGCAGUUUAGUAGUUAGGUCUAAUCAAGACGCGCAACGAGGACUUGACUGAUGGAAGAAGAAGAAGAAAAACCAAGAUGUUUUUUUGGUUGUUGUUGUGUUGUGUGUUGUGUUUUUCUUCUAUGAACAUAAAAAGAAAAGAAGAAAUGACGAAGAAAUCGCUGCUGUUCUAAACAUGUAAAACGCCGCAGCCCAAGCCAGCGAAAAAAAAAAGAAAAACGUUAUUAAAAAUUGAAACUUCCUCUCGGUGUGCUCAACCAGCCAAAAAGACAACAACAGCAACAACAAAUAAUGAUUACAUGAAAGGAAAUUAAAGAAAUUACUCGUUUGAAAACGACAACGGUGCGGAAGGAGAUCUAUCGAUACGAACGGAAAAGGAAGAAAGAAUGAAUGAAGAAAAGGCAGCAGCAGUGAUUGAUUUGUUUGUUUGUUUGUUUGUUUAGCUCUUAUUUUUUCCCGUUUCUCUCCUUUUCUUUCCCUCUAGAUGGAGCGAGAGCAAAAGAAGUUUUGCAAUUCAUUCGUUUUUUUUCUUUCCUUCUCUCCUUUUUCGUGUCUCUUCUUUUGCGUGCCGAAUUCCAUCACAUUCUGACAAAAAAAUGCGAAAACACACAAACAUUCCCAAUUCCCCCAUACUCUUGUUUAAUUUCUCUUUAAAAAGAAAUCUCUUGUUCUCCUCAUCUGUGUGUGUGCGCGCGCGCGUGUGUGUGUAGAUCGGUGUCUAAAAAUCCGCCCUCCCAAAUUUACCUUUUUUUCAAAAAAGAGUGUCGAUGAUAACACACACCAGCUCGUUGUGUAUUUGUUUAGAACGUGACAACAAGUGAGCGGCCAGCGUUUGUUUUUUCUAUUAUCCAUAUAGCGCGUGUUAUGUACAUGCCGUUGUUUGUUGUCAUCAUUCCUCUUUUCUCUCUCUCUCGCUCGAAGACUCUCCAAAAGUGUCCAGUUUGUCUCUCUCAUUUUUAUAAUUGUUUUCCCUUCUCUUUUUUCUACGGUGGGGGGUUGGGCAGGGGCUUUUUCCGCAUCUCUUUCGAAUCGAAAGGACAAAAUUCAUUCGAAUUUGGAAUUGGAUGAAAAGGCGGUGACGAUCGCCAUCCCCCCCCACAUAAAAUUUGUUUUUUUGUUUUUGCAAAUACUCGGGCCAUUUUCUUUCUUUCUCUCUCUUGUGUGUAUGAGCGUUUAGAUCUGAUCUAUUUACUUUAUAAUAAUUCAUUCCGUAAUGUUUAGGACUCGCACCCGCUCUUUGGCAUCUCUUUCUCUCUCGCACGUUUGUGACUUCCUCAUUUUUCGUUGACAGCAUGGCCACCCAAAAAUAGCGACAGGAGUGAACGGGACGGUAAAAGAUGAUGACACGCUUUGAUGCUGGGCAAUUGCACAGUAUCAAGUUUAGCGUGCGCUUCGUUCUUUUUUUAUUCGACGAUUUUUCAACGACGCUAAAACUUGGAGCGUGUCGUGUCAAAAUGGGGAAAAGAAGAAGAAAUAUUAUAUAUACCAAGUAUAGAAGUAAAAAGAAAAAUAGAAGCGAAGGUGACGGCAGGGACGGAGAGAAAGAGAGCGGCGUGUCUGAUGCAACUUGAAUUUUUGUCCUGUUUUUUUUUCCUCAUCUCAUCCAAGAUAUAUAAUAAUAAUAAGUGAAACACACACGAAAGAAAGAAGAAAAAAAACCAAACAAGUGAAUGAUGAAGUAAACCAAGGCCAUGACAAAUGUAAAAGUUUCAAAGCGUUUUUUCUCUCUCUAUCUUUGCCUUUUCUUUUUUUUAAGUGUCGUUGUGUGCUGCCCCCGCUCCUCUUAUAUAAAAAUGUGUUUUUGUCUUGGUACCUUACUCGCCAACAUCACACAGACUUUCUCUCUAUUUCUCCCUUUUUUUGCUGUUAUUUUCGAUGAUGAAAAUUAAGAGGCAAACAAAGACAAAAGAAAAUAACAAUCAUAAUAAUAUUGAAGUAAUUUUUUUGUAUUAAUAGAAAAAAAAUUGGGCCGGUCAUCUUACUUAAUUCGCUCUUGUAUGUGUGCGUUAAUGAAUGAAUGCAAUUUUGGUGUGUGUUGUGUAUGUAAGAAAUGUGAACAUUUUGCGCAAAGAGAAAAAAAAAUCAGUAAAGGCCAAAAUAAUUUAUCCUCGUUUUUUUUAUCGAUCUUCCGCCUAUUUCCCCUCAACAUAGAUCCCUUCCCUUUUUACACUCAAGAAAAUUACCUUUACCUUUAUCAAUCUGAUAUUCUUGUGUCCUUUUUUUUACGUUUCCUGUGUCUUUCUAUAAAAGAGAAAGAAGAUUUUUUAAAAAAGUGAAAUCAAUUCCGGAAGAGCCACAGUACACACACACACACACAGCCGCAGUAUUUCCACGAGUGCGAAUAUGUGCGAUUAUUUUGGGGUGAUUUGUUUGUUUGUUUGUUUCUCUCUCUCUCUCACCCCUGUUCAUCCAUCCCUUUUUCCUCCUCCCUCAAUCAAUAGUGUGCGUAGUAUUAUAAUAGCGAAUUUGUUUCAAAGUGACUCCUCCUUUCCUUUUUGUUUUUGGAUUUUUCAAUUCCUCAACCCGUCCGCAACCCCCUUCCUAAUUACAAAAGUUUAAAAAAGAAAUUCAAAUCUCUUUAUGAGCACUGAACGUGUGAUCGUGUCCACGUCUCAACUCUUUCUCUCCCGUUUUUGUUUGUUUCAAUUCAACAUCGAAUGCGAACUAACGUGUUUUGUUAAUUUGUUUUUGUUUGGUUUUUCUGUUUGUUUUUUUGGGAGGGGAAAAGAGGAAGGAAAAAGAUCGACUUUGGGUAUUUUGUAUUUCCUCUCUCGGCACCCUUCGUUUUGUAAAACUUUUUUUCUUCCCCCAAUCCGAACCCAAAUUCAAAAAAUCCCCUUUUUUUAUCGUUGGCCUCUUCAUACAAACACAGACAGAAAAACAUUUCCAGACGGGAAAGUUUUUUUUUUUUUUUUCUUCUUCCUUCCUUCUGUUACUUUCUUGUUCUUUAUCACGACCGGCUAAAAAAGAAUAACAUUUUUCUCCAGCAAGCAGUAUACAAAGAAAACAAAUCUGACUAAAAAGAAACAAAAAAAAAAGAAAGA
This is a messenger RNA of Daphnia pulex (common water flea), 5493 nucleotides long. RefSeq names its product transcription factor AP-2-beta-like (gene TfAP-2). Gene Ontology annotation, molecular function: RNA polymerase II transcription regulatory region sequence-specific DNA binding; DNA-binding transcription factor activity, RNA polymerase II-specific. Gene Ontology annotation, biological process: anatomical structure development; regulation of cell population proliferation; regulation of transcription by RNA polymerase II. Gene Ontology annotation, cellular component: nucleus. The coding region runs from base 801 to 2414 and encodes 537 amino acids. The record is from RefSeq and is a predicted model, not a curated record. The transcript has 9 exons. Lineage: Eukaryota; Metazoa; Arthropoda; Branchiopoda; Diplostraca; Daphniidae.